UCUUACUAAUGCGUAAUGGAAGGAAGGAGAAGGUAGAGUUUUGGUACAGUCCCGUCAACGGUGGUUGUUCUUCACCCACAAAUGUCUCACCAGGAAACAAAAAUAACUAAAGUUGGCUAACCAGCAAUAAAUUGAAAAGUUGUUCAGGAGAACUUUCCAUUUUAUUUAGCGCAUAUUUCCAUCACAUGAAACAAUUAAACAUGUAACAUGAAAUACUUUUAUUUAAAACCCAUUCAUAGUUCCUGCAGUGUUGAGCAGAGGGGGACAGCCAAUCAGGUGGGCACUUAGAUUCAUCACACGAGGGAGUCGGAACACAACUGCCAACUUGUUGCAGACAUGAGACGUGCUGAUACCCGCUCUCGGUCUAAACGUCCAGCGAACACGCUGAGCUCGGCAAGGAAUACCCCUGCCGCCGGAGACGAAUCGGUUGAGGAGGAAGCAGCGGGAACGUCUUCCACCGCUAGGACCACAGUCGCUCCUAAUGCCCAACUGGCUUCAACGAGAAUGUACCAUGAGCUGCAGAUGGCCAGGCAGAAGUUGGACUGGCAGCAGGAGCUGGUUAAAGACUUGACCAAAGAAAGGGACUUCCUGCUGGAACAACUGGCUAUGACAGCAAGAAAAAAGGACAAGGGCAGUCCACCCCAGGCGAAGAAGUGCCAGUCGCAGGGAGCCGACUCAACCGACUCGUCCAAGUCGGGGCCUGAUUCUUCCCACUCUUCUUCCGACUCUUCUUCCGACUCUUCCUCCGACUCUUCCUCCUCGGAUGAGGGACGGAAGAAGAAGAAGAAGAAGAAGAACAGCAGGGGAAAAGGACGGAAGCAGGGGAAAAGGGCAAAGAACCGGAAGGGGCAAGGUGUUUACCAGCGAGCUAAAGAUCCUGAAGAGGUGGUGGCCCGGUACCGCAAGGUGCUGAAAAUCUGCAGGAAGGGAAGAACCAUGGGGGCAGCCUUCAAAGCUGUGGGGGUCGACCGCAACACCAUUGUUGUAAAUGCCCCCAUGGCAGAGCUGUGCAUUGCUGCCCCAGAGGCGUAUGCAGAGCUAAAAGAGAGCGCCCCCAAAAAGGAGAAGCUCUCCAGUUUUGCACAGAGGUGCAAGGAUGCCAUAGACGUGGACGAAAACAUUGUUACCCGAAUCAAAGAAUAUAAAGACUCUGGCAAACUUUUGCCAAUUACUAAAAAAAACUAGCUGAUCCCCUUAUUUAAAGUUAUGUUGUUGUUGUUGCUGUUGUGUUAGAUAUUAGAUUAUUAGAAUGCAUGUUUAAAGUGAAUUUAU
Gadus macrocephalus (Pacific cod) is the source of this 1272-nucleotide messenger RNA. Its product is annotated as coiled-coil domain-containing protein 106-like. Lineage: Eukaryota; Metazoa; Chordata; Actinopteri; Gadiformes; Gadidae. The record is from RefSeq and is a predicted model, not a curated record. Gene Ontology annotation, cellular component: nucleoplasm. Bases 337 to 1185 code for a protein of 282 amino acids. The transcript has 4 exons.